Messenger RNA from Hansenula ciferrii, 675 nucleotides. RefSeq lists its product as uncharacterized. Bases 1 to 675 code for a protein of 224 amino acids. The transcript has a single exon. NCBI's taxonomy places the organism in Eukaryota, Fungi, Ascomycota, Saccharomycetes, Phaffomycetales, Wickerhamomycetaceae. The record is from RefSeq and is a predicted model, not a curated record.
AUGAGUUUUUUACAAAUCGGUUCAGAUGUCAAUGAAAAUGACACUGCGAUAACAAUUUUAAGUGAAGAAUUAGAAAAUUUAGAAAAAAGUUUUAAUAAAUCUUUGGAAACAAUUGAAAAUUUAAUUAAAUUUUAUCAAUUAGAUGAUGAACAACAAGCACAAGAUAUAUAUAAUACCAUAAUUAAUGAACCUAUCCUUAUAAAUAAAUUAAAUUCUCAAAUAUAUCAAAAUGAAAAAACAUAUCAAUUAAAAUAUCGUGAAGAAUUAAAUAAAAUUAUCAAGAUUCAUAUGGAUUCAUUUGAUAAAAUUCAACCAAAUUUAGAAUUAAUUUAUGAUCAAUAUAUUAAAAAUCAAAGUAUAAGUGAAUUAAAUAAUGAUAUUGAUGAAAUAACUCCUUUUGAAUUAUCACAAGAUGAAUCAGGUUCAAAACAAGAAUUAUCAUUAGAUUUAAAUAAACAACAAUUAUUAAAAUUAAUUGAAUUAGAAAAAUUUAAAAGAUUUAAAAUUCAAGUUAUAAAUGAAAAAAUUUAUGAACCAAAUAUUAAAAACAAGGAGAAAUCAUUUGAAAUUUGGAGUAAUAGAGAAAGAGAUUUAAAGAAAUUUUUUAAUAUUGAUUUAGAAAAUAUGAAUAAAAAAAUUCAAUUAGUUAAAAAGACUGAGAAUUUAGAGAUAUAA